Molecule: messenger RNA, 1779 nt
Organism: [Torrubiella] hemipterigena
Lineage: Eukaryota; Fungi; Ascomycota; Sordariomycetes; Hypocreales; Clavicipitaceae
Source: the annotation of a GenBank genome assembly
CAUCAAUUGACACAGAUACAAAUCAUAUAUGCCAUCCAAAAGAAAUACCACCAAAAAAGAAAGCCAUAGUAAACAGAGAUCAUGAUUUUGCCACAAUUAUCGCCACUGGACAUGGCGGUGGUUACGGCGCUGGCUUUACCAUUGAUUGUGCUACAUGCAGGCGUCGUCAACGCCAUACUCGCAGCAAUCCAGCUUUGCUUUCAUGGAGCCCGAGUACCCUUGGAGUAUAUUUACGCGCGAUUCUUGACGCGCAGACGCGAUCAACAUCCAGCAAUCCGCGACACCACGAUAUUCGAGGGGUUCAUGAUUCGAGGUAUCAGGGUAUUCUUCCCACUCAUACCACGCGAAGUCUUCAAGACUACACUUUCCACUGAGCUAUGGACUAUUGUGCUGCGAUGGCGCUUGCUAUCACGCGGCUUCUUCAAGCUCCCAGUCCACGCGGAGCGCGUUGACAUUCGUAACUUGGGUGUAUCGUGCAAGGCGACCUGGAUUAAACAAAACCCGACAGAAACACCAGAUGUAGUUGUCUACUACGUGCACGGUGGAGGAUUCGGGGUUGGAUCGGUAGCGUUUUAUCUGGAAUAUCUACUGGCAUGGCAUGACCUGCUUGUAAAGGCUGGAUUUAAGAACCCGGCCAUUCUGGCCCUGGACUACACACUGGCACCGGAAAAAGUCUACCCAACACAGAUACUGGAAGUUCUACAAGGCUACAGAGUUGCGCUUGAGACGGCUGGCGAUGCGUCCAAGAUAUGCUUGGCAGGUGACUCUGCCGGAGGCGCCCUGUUGCUGAGCUUGCUGCUCGAGAUCGGCGCACAGGCAGGCAUGGACAAGCUUCGCCGGCGUAACAACAAGGCAUCGGAAGCGGGCACGGAUCCGCGGGGUCGCCUUGCAGCGCCAGGCAUGGCGAUAUUGAUAUCACCGUGGGUUACACUGCAGUCGAAGCUGCACGGGAAGUCACCGGUGGACUACCUUGAGCGUGAACGACUCUGGGCAUAUGGACGGCAGUAUGCAGGCCAAGAGGCGAUGUUGUCGCUGUCACCCGCGUCGCCGGGUUCGUGCCGCGACGAGGCCAUGUGGAAAGCCGCAAGUCCUACCAAAGGGUACUACGUGAUGCUGGGCAAAGGCGAGAUGCUAUCGGGCGAUAUUGACGACUUUGUCGCGCGGCAAAAGGGGUAUGGAGUCCGAGUGAAUACACUAGAGGACGCGAGCGGCAUUCACGCUUGGCCGAUGGUGCGGUUCAUUCUGUCGUCGCCUGAGCGCCGGUUGGAAGGGGUGGAUGCUAUUGUCAAGGAGAUUAGCGCCAACUUUGCACACAAGUGAUGUUCUGUGGUAGGCAGUGAUGGGGGAUAAGUAUGUAUCAGAUUAGAUCAAGUAGGCAUUCAACACCAGGUUCAGCGGUUGGGGUCUGGAACCUGAGCGAUCGGCACCAGUGCGCCGGCUCGGCUUCGUCGCCCACCUGGCCUGGCUCAUGAUUGUGUUUAUAAAGCUCAAACAAUUUGUAUCAUCAUUCAGGGGAGCGGCGGCGGCGGCGGUGGCACCGGCAGCGGCCUGAUGUGUGCAGGUGACGUGACUAUGAAAAUGAGCGUACCAUUGGAUUGGACUGGAUGCCUAGGCUGAGGCUGACAAUGCGAUCAUUGACUGCACGCGCGAAGCGGCAGGUGUGUGUCCUGUAUGCGGCAGUGAUUCACAGAUUGAGACCGCCUAUCCGUACAAGAGGCACGUUUUUAGCAGGCCGUGCGUGCUCCGGGAUAAAAUUUUAGCUUGUCUUUGCUGCCCUUG